Molecule: messenger RNA, 1796 nt
Organism: Leguminivora glycinivorella
Lineage: Eukaryota; Metazoa; Arthropoda; Insecta; Lepidoptera; Tortricidae
Product: transmembrane protein 184C
Exons: 6
Coding region: 249-1544 (431 amino acids)
Biological process (GO): transport
Molecular function (GO): transporter activity
Source: RefSeq, a predicted model, not a curated record
ACUGUCAGUCGAUAUUCGAUAAAUAUCUACGUAAAAUAAAUAUAUUUUGUUAAUCAAACUAAAUCAGUUUAGCUUGAAUAUAGCUGUCUAGGGCCUUCAUUUGUAGUUGUUGUACACCAUUUCUUGAUAUAAGUACUCAAACGCGAUUGAUUACAUGUCUUCCGUGCGUCAUACCGAAAUAGAAAAUGUUGUGAAACUAAACUUGUUUCGUUGUUCUUAUUACUUAUUAUGUAAAAAAGCAUUAGAAGAUGUGUUCUCAUAGUGUAUUUUCAUUCUUUAGUAAGUGGCGGUUAUGGAUUAAACCGCUGCUGGUAGCCGUCUACGUGAUUCUUAUAAUCGUAUUAGUGCCAAUAUUGAUAGCUCAUUCUAUAAACAAUGGAUUCAGUAAAGCUGACCAAGGCGCUCUGGUGGGAGGCGGAUUCGUCCUCUUGGCGAUGCCCAUCUCGAUAUGGCAGAUCACACAACAUGUAUUGCAUUACACAAAGCCUUCAUUACAAAAACAUAUUAUAAGAAUACUAUGGAUGGUCCCAAUUUAUGCACUAAAUGCAUGGUUAGGUCUACAGUUUCCAGAACAAUCCAUUUACAUGGAUUCUCUGCGAGAAUGCUAUGAAGCAUAUGUAAUUUACAACUUCAUGAAGUAUCUUUUAAACUACCUGAAUGAAGAUCAAGAUCUGGAAGUGUUACUGGAAACAAAACCUCAAGUUUAUCACAUAUUUCCUCUCUGCUGCCUUGCACCAUGGGAAAUGGGAAGGGAAUUUGUCCACAACUGCAAACACGGCAUCCUACAGUACACAGUAGUACGGCCCGUCACCACUGUUAUCUCCAUGAUCUGUGAGCUGUGUGGUGUGUAUGGCGAGAGUGAUUUCAACCCUAAUGUGGCGUUCCCUUACAUGAUAGCUAUCAACAACCUGUCUCAGUUUCUGGCCAUGUACUGCCUGGUGCUGUUCUAUAGAGCUAACCGGGCGGAACUGAGGCCAAUGAAGCCUAUUGGGAAGUUUCUUUGCAUAAAAGCUGUUGUCUUCUUCUCAUUCUUCCAAGGUGUAAUUAUUAAUAUUCUGGUUUAUUGUGGAGUUAUAUCAAGCCUGUUUGGAAUACCAGAAUCGGAUACCAAAAUUAUGUCUUCUAAACUUCAGGAUUUCCUGAUCUGCAUAGAGAUGUUCUUAGCGGCGAUUGCGCACCACUACAGUUUUUCAUACAAGCCUUUUGCGCGGCACGAGCCCGACUCGCGGUCUUGUCUCGGCUCGUUCUUAGCCAUGUGGGACGUUUCGGACGUGAAGCGGGACAUCUCUGAGCACCUCGGCGUUGUUGGGAGCUCCUUCAGCCGCCGCCUGCGAGGCAAGUCCAUGUACCACAUGGCUCGCGGCUACGACGAGAGCUCGCGGCUAGUCACCGAGGCGACCAGCAGCUCAGCCCCCAACCUCACCGUGGAGGAGCCGGCCGUCGACAUCCGGCCCUCCGUCUACGGCUCCGUCGACACGACUGUCACCGCCUCUGCCUCGGACUCCGAGCCGUUGCUAGGCUCCGACCAUGACCCUAAGGCAUGAGCAUCAAGUCUAGACAAUACGUAUUUUAUAGACACGUAAGGCACAAUCGCUGCGUCUGAUGACGCCUUUGUUAAGUACAAUCAGUGGGCCUCUAUCACGAUCACUGAAGUUCGCAAACUCACACUCAAACUACCGUGAGACACUGACAUAUUAAACAUGUAAAAUCGGGUAACUCACGUAAAAUUGUCGAAGAUGCUGCGGCCCGCAGUCUAUGUCGGGAUACCAUCGGCAUCGCGCUUGCUCAAUGAAAAU